Molecule: messenger RNA, 2954 nt
Organism: Psylliodes chrysocephalus
Lineage: Eukaryota; Metazoa; Arthropoda; Insecta; Coleoptera; Chrysomelidae
Source: the annotation of a GenBank genome assembly
UGUAGAUUUAUUUUGACAGUUACAGCACUGCAAAAUAUGGUGUCCUGUCAAGAAAGAUAAUAAAGUUUUAGAUAAGAUAAAAAAAAGUUGUAUUUGUGCCUGUGAAAUUAAUUAGGAAAAUAAUAACAAAAUGUCUGGCUUCGAAGAAAAUCCCUUCGGCGAACCUACCAUAGAUAAUCCCUUUGCGGAUCCUUCUGUUCAACAAGUUGCUAGGAACACCAAUGCCCAACUUAGAGUGGAUGACUACAAUCCCUUUGAUAAACAACCUCAGAACCAAAAACCGGUUUCCUAUGGCCAACCUACCACUGGACCGGCGAUCAUGCAGCCUACGCAAGAACCUCCUGCGUAUACAAAAACCGGACAACAGGCCCAAAAUGUUCCUAAACCUUCCUUGGACACGGCAGAAUUACAAAGGAGACAAGAAGAAUUAGAACGCAAAGAACAAGAAUUGGCACGACGUGAAGAAGAGAUGAGAAAUGCUAGCUACAAUGUAAGACGUAAUAAUUGGCCACCUUUGCCUGAACAGUGUUGUUUUCAACCCUGCUUCUACCAAGACAUACAAGUUGACAUACCUUUAGAAUUCCAAAAAAUCGUCAGGACACUUUAUUAUCUUUGGAUAUAUCAUGGUGCUCUGAUGAUAAUAAAUGUGAUAGGUGGAAUAAUUUUGCAAGAUUAUAAAAUUGUUGGACUUGGUGUAUUAUACGUUUUGUUAUUUACGCCAUUUGGUUAUCUUUGCUGGUUUAGACCGGCAUACAAAGCAUUCCGAUCGGAUUCUUCAUUCAAUUUUAUGGUAUUUUUCUUUAUCUUCUUCUUUCAAUUCGUAAUUUCUACUAUUCAGACCAUUGGAAUACCUGGUUCUGGAACUGUCGGAAUCAUUACAGCCCUUUCAACUUUCCAAAGCACAACUUGGAGCAUUGUUAGUGGAAUUAUCGCAUUGUUCAUUGCUGUAGGAUUUGGACUUGCUGCCGCAGCAGAUCUUUUUCUGAUCUCUAAGAUUCAUCAUAUGUACAGAAGCACUGGCGCCAGUAUGGCAAAAGCACAACAGGAAUUCACCACGGAGUUCUUCCGCAACCAGCACGUAAGGACCGCCGCUAGUAACGUCGCUGCAGCCGCAGUACAGUCGCAGUUAAACCAAAAUAAUCAAAGCAACCCAAGAUAUUAGUUAUAGAAACUAUUACUACAUUAUUAUAUAACUUUUAAGUCUCAGUAUUUAAUUCCCGAAAGACUUCUAACUUUUUGUUAAUUGUUAAAAUGAAAUUAAUAUCAUUAAUUGUAAAAAAAAGAACAAAAGAACUUAAAAAUACUAUAAAAUAAUUAUUUGUAGGCGAUUGUUGAAGAUUUUGAAAAUUAUAGUAUUUUUAACUACUGUGUUUAUUGUAAAUGACUUUGUAUAUUGGACUAUGUGAUUACAAAAUUGGAAGGGUAACUUCAAUAUCAGACUUGAAUUAUUGUAUUUCUAAAAAAAAUACUAUACGAGAUUUUCCAAUACAUACGGAAAACUACACUGAUUUGUCGCUAAAAUAUUAAAUUACGUAUUUUUUUACAUGCAAUCGAUUAUUUUUAUGUAUUGGAAAAUCAUUGUAUGUAAUCUUGUUACAUCGAUUUUAAAUAUAUAGGUUGUACAUAUUUAUUAUUAUUUUUUUUUUUUCAUUAUAAGGUUUUCUUAAUAUAUACUUCAAAUAGUUACUAUUGAUCGAGUUAGAAAUAUUUGUGGUAUAUAUUUCGGAAAUAAUAUAUAUUCUAUGAGCUAUUUCAUUGUUGCAUCCUCGUCAAUUAUCUGUAUUUUGAUAAAGCGUUAGGUUUGAAUUUAAAAUGCUGUGUAACAGAUUUUAAAAUUAUCUUAUUUAAUAGUAGAUCAUUGACAGUACCAUAAUAUCAACCAAUAAAAUUGUGAGCAUCAAAUUGGGAGUUUUUAAUUGUCAAUAUAUACAAGGUGUUUCAAUAUUAAAUCGGCUUGCAUUAUUUUAUAUUAUAAACUUGUCGUAGUGUCAGUAAUGUAUAUCUUGAAACACCCUGUAUAUUACAACGUUACAGACAUGUAGUUCUUUGGCUUCAAGUGGUCCUAUAGUGUUUUUUCUGCAUACUUUUUCACUCUCAAUUGUACCGCUCAUAGCCCAUUUUUCGUCCUUUGUUUUUCUUCCGUGCUAAAAAGUUUUGUGAUACUUUAAUUCGUCUAUUUGUUUAUUGUUUUUUUGUCCGCCAUACAAGUCUUGGAUUUUAUUUGUUUUUAGUCUCUAAAAAUUUUUAGUUGUAACUUCUGCUUAAAUCACUGUAUAAACAUUCUUCUUUCCCUGAUAUCUAAUGUGCUUGUCUCCUGUAUGUUUAAUACCCAGAGCAGUACUACUACAGGACAUCUGUAAAGACUCAGUUUGACUGUCAGUGAAACUUGUUUACAUUUAACCAGUUUCUUGCUUGCUCUAGUUUGUUGCGAUUUGUAAAUUCCACUCUGAAUAGUCCUAGAGGUGGGAAUAAAAUGAAAAUGUAUUUUCUCAUAAGUUAUUAAAAGUUUGACAUUGUAAAACUAUAAGAAUACUAAAUAAAAAACCGUUUGCAUACCGGACCUUAGUUGUCGCCUUUAAGGCCCAUAAUCCUCAAAAUUUUGAAAAAAUCGAUAUACAUUUACCUCAUUAGUAACCGGAAAAAUUUUAAGUUGAUAUUGUUUUUCAUUUUUGACUGAUUUUUUUAAAUAUUCAACCCCUCUUAACCCCCAUUUUUAUUCGUAGGCUUCGUCCCCUUAUGCAACUUGAUUUGCCUGAAAAUUUAAAGUUUAUUUCGUUUUUGAUUUAAUUUUUUUUUAUUUCAAGCCCCUUAACAACCCCCCUCUCCCCACCUUUAAUUUUUUUUUUAUAUAUAUCGAUAGGCUUCGUCCCCUUUAUAGAUUUUGAUUUUUACUAAAAAUUUCAUAUUGAUAUCACUUUUCGCUAUUAAUUUAUGAUUUUCUUUAAAUUUAAACU